CUAACCUCGCCCCUGCUUUUGUGCAUGACGAGAUGAGUGUAUACUAAUGUAAUCUUUGUUUAACUGCUUUGUACCUAUCUCGCUAGGAAAGCGGCUAUGGCGAGCUUGGGCCUGCCUUCUUCAUCAUCGUUUACGGUUGGGUCCUCGCGAUCGCUUCCAGGUAGACGAGUGUUGAUUGAAUUCGGAGGAGCCUGGACGAGACAAGGGGUCGGGCUUCGUCUGCGUUCCAAAGGGUCAUUUGUUGUCUACUCGGUUGCGGCUACAAAGGAAGUGGUCCCUGCAAACCUGGAGAAAGAACCACACAAGUAUUUCGACCAAGUAACUAUCAUCGUGCGUUCCGGUGAUGGAGGUGAUGGAGCCAUCCUCAGCAUGCCAAAGCCUCCCGCGGAUAAGGAGGAGGCGAAGAAGAGAAAGAAGCUCAACUGGGGACCUCUUCGCAAGGCUCCAGACGGCUCGAUUUUACUCCCAAUGGGUGGUCAUGGUGGUGACGUCGUGAUUGCUGCCGACGAGACUGCGGACUCGCUCCUUGAGUUUCAUAAGAAGAAGAGAUACAAUGCGAGGCGGGGCUCCGAUGUGGGUGCAGUGAAAAUCUUGACUCCCAGACUCCGCGAUGCUGGUGCUGCUCCAACUCUUAAGCUCUACGUGCCUGUUGGGACUGUUGUGAAGCAGAAAACAGGCUCCAAGCUCUUGGCCGACUUAACCAAACCAGGAGACAAAAUUCUUGUAGCUCGUGGAGGCCGUGGAGGAAUGAGCAUGUUGAACAACCCGGUCAGCAGGAAAGUACCACAAAAGUUAAUAGCACCAAUCGUGACUGAUCCAAGGGACAAGACGCUGAUAAAAGGUGUCCCAGGUGAAGAGCUUGUUCUGGAGCUGACACUACGAGUCGUUGCUGAUAUUGGACUAGUGGGACUGCCAAACGCAGGGAAGUCUUCACUACUAGCUGCAGUGUCGCAAGCUAGGCCAGACAUUGCAGCAUAUCCAUUUACAACUUUGAUGCCAAACCUUGGAAGACUUCAAGGCGAUCCCGAGACACCUGAUGGAGGUUUGUGCGGUGGAGCAACGAUGGCGGACCUUCCGGGGCUGAUUAAAGAUGCACACCUUGGUAAAGGACUUGGACGCAUGUUUUUACGCCACUUACGAAGGACAAGGUUGAUUCUUCAUGUGGUGGACGCUUCAGCUGACAAUCCCGUGGAGGACUACAAAGUCCUCUGUGAGGAGCUUCGCAUGUAUAAUCCGGAGUACUUGGACAGACCUCACAUUGUUGUGCUGAACAAGCUCGACUUGAUACAAGAAAAGGGACGUGUAGAAGCGAUCAAGCAACGAAUUCUGGAAGUACCAGAUGUCCCAAGCAUGCAAGAUGAUGAUCAAACUGCCAGAAGUUAUCCUCGAGCAGCGGCUGUUGUUGGCAUCAGUGCACUGAAACGAGAAGGCAUCAGUAAUGUGCUCAAACAAGUCCGGCGUAUACUAAAAAUUUUGGAACAAGCCGAGGAAGGAGAUCAAGCAUAGAGAUCGAUCCCCCAGAACCUUGCAGGCUGGUUGCUUCGGAGCUUCUUGUCCACCUGACUGAUCUUCUUUAUUUCUUCGUCAGAGAGCUGGAAAUCAAAGAUGUCGAUGUUCUCUUCCAAACGCUUGGCCUUGCUCGACUUCGGUAUCACGCUUGUGUUCCUCUGAAGACCCCAUCGCAGCAUAACUUGGGCCGGAGUCUUUUCAUACUUCUUUGCCAGUUCCUGAAACACACAAAGUUUGUAACUUGGAAGAAAGAAUGGAACAAAGGUUUGCUUUUUUUUCA
This is a messenger RNA of Selaginella moellendorffii, 1789 nucleotides long. Its product is annotated as probable GTP-binding protein OBGC2. The coding region runs from base 97 to 1506 and encodes 469 amino acids. Gene Ontology annotation, molecular function: GTP binding; GTPase activity. The transcript is spliced from 10 exons. Gene Ontology annotation, cellular component: mitochondrion. The record is from RefSeq and is a predicted model, not a curated record. NCBI's taxonomy places the organism in Eukaryota, Viridiplantae, Streptophyta, Lycopodiopsida, Selaginellales, Selaginellaceae.